This is a messenger RNA of Micropterus dolomieu (smallmouth bass), 6442 nucleotides long. It is a transcript of the gene kdrl, whose product is annotated as kinase insert domain receptor like. NCBI's taxonomy places the organism in Eukaryota, Metazoa, Chordata, Actinopteri, Centrarchiformes, Centrarchidae. The record is from RefSeq and is a predicted model, not a curated record. Gene Ontology annotation, biological process: positive regulation of kinase activity; multicellular organism development; cell surface receptor protein tyrosine kinase signaling pathway. Gene Ontology annotation, molecular function: transmembrane receptor protein tyrosine kinase activity; ATP binding. The transcript has 30 exons. Bases 434 to 4372 code for a protein of 1312 amino acids. Gene Ontology annotation, cellular component: signaling receptor complex.
AUUGUCCAAGGCGCGCAUGAAAGGCAGGAGCUGAUUGAUCUUGCUUUUGCGGGCUACGCUAGGCACCAGUUAGAAAAUCAUACACCACUCACUCAGGUUUUAUUUUUCACCACCCAUUAAGUGUAAUUUUUGGUUCGAGAGCACCUGCCCCGGGGAUACAGCGGUACAUCCGUCUCCUCACUGCGGGAUCGAGAGUUGGACUACCCAGCUGCGCAGAAGAGCUCGCGUCAUGGGAUACGAAAAAAUCGCUACCGCUUUUUGCAUGUGCACCUGAGGGUUUUGUGGAUUUGCCAUCCGAUAUUUAAAAGAAAAACUCUUUGAUUUACUCGUUUAUAGAAGAAACUUUUGACACUCACUCGGAAUUAGCUUCUGCCAGGGACUCUAUUACUUUAUUUCAAACACACGGGUUGGAUUUCGGUGAAGAGUCGGCAGGAUGGUCUCAUCCGACUGCUUCAAAUUGGUCGUUAUCAUCUUGUCCUGUUCAUCACUCACAAAUGGACAUUUGAAGAGACAGCAUUCACCUAAGAUUCUGCCCUCUGAGAAUCCCCUCAUUCUUCAUAAGGGUGAUUUGUUAAACCUCACAUGCAGAGGUCAAGGUCUGCUGCACUGGACUCUUGGUGAUCCCCGUCGAUUGAUCUCAUCAGAGGGGGUGAAGGUGGAGCAUUGUGAUUCCAGACGUCACUCUCACUCUCACUCUCACUCACACUGCAGCAGACUGACAAUCACACACUUGAGUGCCAAUGACACAGGAAGGUACAGCUGUAAAUACUCCAAAGAUGGGUCAGACCACAUCACCUCGACCUAUGUCUAUGUUAAAGAUCCCGAGCAACCAUUUGUGGAGCCCCGUCACAACCCUUAUGUCCUGGGCAUCUACAGGCAUGAGACCAGCCUCCUGAUCCCUUGCCGGACGUCUUCUCCUGACACUUUUGUAACACUGACAGGGGUCCCGCCUUUAUCAGAGAACGAAAAGGUAUGGGAUCCAAAGGUGGGAUUCAGGAUUCCCUACGCGCCCCAAACUUCUUAUUAUGUUCUCACCUGUAACACCACGGUCAACGGGCAUGAGUUCAAGUCAGUGUACAUCCCUAGAAGACAGACUCUUGUUCUUAAAAAUGUAAAGAUCACCCCAGAUCGUGUCAGAGUGUUGGUUGGAGACACCCUCAUCCUCAACUGUACUGGUGAGACCACCUAUAAUGGAAGAAUCAACUUCACAUGGCAUUUUCCAAGGAAAUCAAAAAAUCAACAUUAUACGAACAAGACCUUUGACAACUCUGCUAAUGUUUUUGUGAUGAGCAAUGCUUUAGUCCUGCCCAACAUUACCACAGAGGACAAGGGGGUAUACCGCUGCAAAGCUGAGCUUGAACCCACGAUACACAAGAAUGCCUCAGCAAAAGUCCUCGUCUAUGAGCAUCCAUUCCUCAAUGUCUCCUAUAGGUAUGACAGGCCUAGUACAGUGACUGUCAAAGAAGGUAGAAAGAAGCUUGUGUUUGAACCCAAGGUCAAUGCCCUGCCACCAGCAGUCGUGUUAGCAUGGUAUAAGGAUGGGGUCCCUAUAAUGAAGAAUUCCACCUGUUACAAGAUGUCUGCUUUCAACUUGAUCAUCACUGAUGUGCAGCAGAAGCAUGCUGGGGUUUUCACCAUAAGCCUGGGCAACCAAGUGAAGGGCUUGUACAGGAAUCUGAGCUACACUCUGGUAGUCGAGGUGACGCCAACUAUUUCAGAGGCAGAGCUCGCCUCUGUGGAUGUGCAGCCCUACAUGUUUGGCAAGCAGCAUCAGCUAACCUGCACUGCUUAUGGGUUGCCCUUGCCAAACAUCACUUGGCUCUGGCAACCAUGUCAUUCAGACCCUGCGCUUAAAAAUUGCAUUGUUUACACUAAGCCAGUCCCAGUCAACAUUGAUGACAGGGGGAACUCCUCUCACAACUGGAUUAAGAGCAUAAAUGUCAAGCCUGAACUGGUUAAAGGAAAAAACAAGACUGUGAGCACUCUGGUGAUAGGAGAGGCUAGCUCAUCAGGACAGUACUCCUGUGUGGCCCAGAAUGAAGAUGGCAACAGCGCAAUGACGAUCCCUUUCUACGUUGAUGAUCAUUCUGAGGAAUUGACCAUUGAACCUCGGGCAGCCAUUGAGGGGGAUGAUGUCAAUCUGACCUGUCGGGCAGCUCGCUACCUUUACACAGACCUACAGUGGUUGGAUUCCUUGAAUCAAACGAUCACUUCCAACGUGUCUGGUCUCCAGCUCAGCCGCUAUUCCAUUUCUCUUUCUCUCCGUCUGCAUAAUGUGUCCCAGAGAAGCACUGCAGGUUAUAAGUGCCAAGCAUACAAGCUCCACAAGAGGGCUGAACCAAAACCCGCUGCAGUUAUUGUGGCUGCAAGAAAACGCCCCUGGCUGAGUCAAAAUCUGACCAAUCAAGAUGUGAACAGUAGCAGCACCCUGAUGCUGGCUUGCUUGGCUGGAGGAGUUCCUCUUCCCUACAUCAUGUGGUACAAAAAUGGCGUUCCAGUGACAGAAGGCCCAGGUAUCACACUGGGAGUCGACGGGGUUCUGACCAUCGACAGGGUGAAGAAAGACGAUGAGGGUCUGUAUGAGUGUAUAGCCAGCAAUGUUGAGGGUAUCGCGAAAACAAGUGCUGUUGUUACUGUGCUUGGGAAUGAAGGGAAGCCAAAAGUUGAGGUAAUCAUUUUGGUGUGUACGGGAGCGGCAGCCACGUUCCUCUGGCUCAUGCUUAUCCUCUUCAUCCGCAAGCUAAGGAAGCAACCAGCACACUAUAAGAUGGGCCCAUCUAUCAUCAUUGACCCUGACGAGUGUCCCCUUGAGGAGCAAAAUGACCUUCUUCAGUAUGACAGCAGCAAAUGGGAGUUUCCCCGUGACCGCCUGCGACUAGGCAAAACUCUUGGCCACGGAGCUUUUGGAAAAGUUGUGGAGGCUUCUGCCUUUGGGAUUGACAAGCUCUCAACCUGCAAGACUGUUGCUGUCAAAAUGCUAAAAGGAGGCGCUACCUCAAAUGAGCGGAAAGCUCUGAUGUCAGAGUUAAAGAUCCUGAUCCACAUUGGCCAUCACCUGAACGUGGUCAACCUGCUGGGAGCUUGCACAAAGCCUGGAGGCCCAUUGAUGAUGAUAGUGGAGUUCUGCAAAUAUGGCAACUUGUCCACUUAUUUAAGAAGCAAGAGAGAUGACUUUAUCGUCUACAAGAGCCAGGACGGCAAGGUGGUGUCAUCAGGGUCAGGCUGCGAGCUGAGCGAGCUCAUGAAGCGCCGCCUGGAGAGCGUGGCCAGCACCGGAAGCUCAGCCAGCUCUGGCUUCAUCGAAGAUAAGAGCUACUGCGACUCAGAGGAAGAGGAAGAAGAAUCUGAGGAUUUAUAUAAGAGAGUCCUGACAUUGGAAGAUUUAAUUUGCUACAGUUUCCAAGUUGCAAAAGGCAUGGAGUUCUUGGCGUCACGCAAGUGCAUCCAUCGUGAUUUGGCUGCACGGAACAUCCUGCUUUCUGAGAAUAAUGUUGUGAAGAUUUGUGAUUUUGGACUUGCCAGAGACAUCUACAAAGACCCCGAUUAUGUGCGCAAAGGAGAUGCUAGACUGCCUCUAAAGUGGAUGGCACCUGAGGCCAUUUUUGACAAGAUCUACACGACUCAGAGUGACGUUUGGUCAUUUGGUGUUCUCAUGUGGGAGAUCUUCUCCCUGGGUGCCUCCCCGUACCCUGGCGUCCAAAUUGACGAAGAAUUUUGCUGCAGGCUGAAAGAGGGGACCAGGAUGAGAGCGCCAGAAUACUCUUCCUCUGAAAUAUAUCAGACAAUGUUGGACUGCUGGCAGGGGGAGCCACAGCAGCGACCAACCUUCACUGAGCUGGUGGAAAUGCUGGGAGACCUGCUUCAGGCCAGCGUGCAACAGGAGGGGAAGCACUACAUACCCAUUAACACAGCUCUGCUAGCUAAGGUGGGAGACCCCUCCAACAUUGUGCUGUCAGAGGAGAUGCCCACGCGACCCGUGUCCCACCGCGACUCAGGGAGCACCUGGAACAUCAAGAUCCGUCCUGCUAGUGUGAAAACUUUUGACGAGGUUACAAUGGAGAAUGGAACAAAUGACAACCACGAGGGCAGUCAGUCAGACAGUGGGAUGGGACUGUCGUCUGAUAACAUGCAGACUCUGAAGCGCCUCGAAUCACUGGCAGGCCGACCUCUGAGCAUCAUGGCUCUGGCGAUAAAGGCAAUGAGCAAGAGUAAAGAGUCUGUGCUGACUGACACAGAGAAGGAGAGAUUCCCACCCACCGUCUCCUCCCUGGACUUCAGUCUGGACGACUCAGCCCUUGACGCCGGUCUGGAGUGUCAUAGCCCGCCGCCUGACUACAACUAUGUGGUGCGCUACUCCACCCCACCCGUGUAACCUCCUGCUUCGGCCCUGGAGUAUCUGACUGACAGCCUCAAGGCCUUUGCUUUGUUCUCCUCUGUUUUAUCUCUGGACUGUUCUGUAGCCAAGUUUGAGAGGAAAACACAUGACAUUCCCUCUUAUGGUGUUUAGAAGGGACGCUUUGAAAUGAAUCAUGAAUCUUCUCGACUGUAACUUCUGCAUCUUCCACCUUCCAAGGCGUCUGCUGCGCAGCAAAAGGAAACCUGUAGACUGUUGAUAUCUUUCCAGUUUUCAGACAUUAAUGCUGCUGGUCCGUUCCACAUUCACUGUGAUCUAUAAAACAGCUGAAAACAGCCUCAGGUAUUUCUUUCAUCUACUGUGAAAACAAACCACAAUGAUUCCAAUUUUACCACAGAUCUGAAUAAACUACAACCUUUGAUGAUGAAGAGUUACAUCCAGAAAAGAAGAGAGAGAGGAUAGCUGAGUUUAACUUUUAUUUAAAUUUUAUUCAAAAAGUAAUGGAAAUUAAUGGAAAGUUAUAUGAGAAAAGGGUUUUUUGCAAUGUUGCUACAUCCGCUCAUAUAAAGGUUGGCUAAAGUCCAGUUUUGCUCAAAACAAAAAGCAGAUGGACAAUAAUAUAACAUUGAUUAUUAAUUAUGGAAAGUCUCUCAUUUGAGGUAUCAUCGCUCCUGUAAUUCCAUAAAAAUAUCAGCUCACCUAACUCAGGUUGACCUAGAGUGACAGAGUGAGUGCUAGGUGUUUUUUAAGCUCUCCAGGUUACGGAAAACCACAGGUUAAUCGAGGUUAAUGGAGGAAACAGGGUAGAGCUGAGAGUAAAACCAGACAGCUUUAGACUUUACAUUAGAGCUCUACAGUUUCUGUAGAUUCCUCCUUCGACUGAAAAAACCCCUCAAGUUAUUUUUGUUUGGUCAAAUUAAAAAGAAAGUGAGCAGAAAGCCUUGUUGUUGAGCUACAAACAUGAGAUGAGAAUAAGACGUCAUAGGAACAGUUUAUUGAAAAGCACUAGUAAUAUUAAUUGUGUAUUUAUUUAGAUCGUAAACACUGCCCCUUAGUAAUCCACUUCUGUUUGUUCAUUUUAGAUUUGUAUUUAAAAGUUAACCAAAGGAUUUUGCAGCUUGGCCUUCCUGAUAUCAACAUGUAACAUCCUAACAUUUCAAUCCAGAUGUAUAUGCUGUUUGUGCUGCUGCUGUAUUCACUUGUAGUAAAGCUGAGGGAUUGUGCUCCUGUAGAAAUGUGUAUGUGGAUAUUGUGCGUUUCAUGUUAGUGAAGCUUGCAGGGCAGGCUCCAAAAACUCUCCAUGUGUGAAGUUAGCACCAGUCUGCUCUGGUUCACUGUUAUUAAUUUUAUAUGUUAUUUGUUAACAUGUAAAAUUUCCUCAUUUUAAUAGUAUUUAGAGUAUUUUAUUUGUAAUACCAGAUCAAUUGAAAGUACUGUGGACCACACCUUCGUUCACGCUUAUAUUAGUGUACACACACCCUGUAGAAGUGCGGCUACCUUGUCCUUGUUGACCACUAAAGAAAACAGUAUUUGUCAGUGAGUAAACUACAGUAUAAAGUGGAUAUUUUGUGUGUAUUUCCAAAUGUUUUGUUUAUGACCAAUUUGUGUUGUAUGUGGACAUGAAGUGAAUAUGCACUGAUACUUUUUAUCAAGUAUAAUUUUUGUAUUCUAAAAGGUAUAUGAAACAGUGUUGAUGGCAACGUGUUACAAAGAUUUCUGAUUUAGCACAUAGUAGGAAAUUAACAUUUGCAGUAUUUCUUAUAUUAUUUUUUGCCAGCCUAGCAUCCUAGUGCCUCGGUUCUUCUAGAACCUAGCAUUUUCUUAUAAUUCUGUCUUCAUUUUAGUUACUGCUAUCACAAUAGCAUAACAAGGUUUCAAUCUGAACGCCAAGAGAAAUGUAUUUGGAUUUUCUUUUUUCUUCAUACAUGAACAUGACUAGUAAGACCUGCAGUAGCUUUAACUAUCCUAGCUUUUUUUCUGUUUUGUUCAGUGUAACAAGUUAAUUCUGAUGAAAGUAAUGUUCCCCAGCACUGUUAACUGAGCAUAUGAAGUAAAUAAAUGAAUAAAGAUCUAUAUAUUUAUACAUUA